AUGACAAAUUGGCUUUCAGGGAUCCGGAAGAUCGCUUAUUGGCAGUCCGCAGCAGUGAGGGGGCCCCCAGGGGUGGAGGGCUUGGUGUCACAACCAGCCAGGGGAAGGACCCAGGGUGGGGCUUUUCCCGAAGGUAGGUGGGUGGGCAGCCGGGGCGGGGCGGGGCCAGUCGGCCAAGCUCCUACUGCCGCUCGCUCGGCCCGAGUCCCGCAGCCGGGGGAGAAUGGGGCGGUCCCGAGGCUGGGCCGUAGGACGGGGCGGGCCGUGGGCACGGGGCCCGGGCCCCGCCCUCCCUCCGCCCUCCCUCCGCCCUCGCCACCUGAGACAGGUGGAGUCGCCGGAGUGGCUGCCGGAGUCAUGUCCCAGAAGAAGCCGGACCUGGAGCUCGAGCCCCCGGCGGAGUCGGCGCCGCGCUGCUCUGUGCACGCCCAGGAGCUGAAAUGGUUCUGUAGCGCUGAGCGGCGGCUCGUGUGCGCCGGCUGCAAGGGAUCGGGGGGCCCGUGCCGCGAGCACCACGUCCGGAGGGCCGAGGAGCGGGCGGAGGAGCUGCGGGGACUAAGAGUGAGAAUGCAGAAAACUACAUCAUUUUGCAAUAACUCACAAGCAGUAACCUUUCCAAAGUCAACUUCUAGAAGCAAACCUGAGAUGUCUGUCAAGAUGAAGAAGCUGAGGUUCAGGGAAGUUAACCUCAAGAGCACAUAGAUGGCCGAGGCUGGAUUUGAACCCAAGUCCUCCAGUCCAGAGCCGUGGGCCUCGCCCCGGCACCAUCCAGCGAGGGCCGCGAAGGGGGAACCUCGGUGGCCGCCCCUCCGCUGUGGGGCUACAGUCUGACCGGGGGGGGGGGAAGUCUCGUGGGGGCCCUGUCCAGCCCCCGCCUCUGGUACGGGAAUCGGUGUCCCAACGCUGCAGGCGUUCGGCUCUCCUCCCUAGCCCGCCCCCCUCCCACGUUCCCUACCACCUUCAUCCCCACUCCGU
Molecule: messenger RNA, 975 nt
Organism: Phascolarctos cinereus (koala)
Lineage: Eukaryota; Metazoa; Chordata; Mammalia; Diprotodontia; Phascolarctidae
Source: RefSeq, a predicted model, not a curated record